Heterotrigona itama is the source of this 1259-nucleotide messenger RNA. Lineage: Eukaryota; Metazoa; Arthropoda; Insecta; Hymenoptera; Apidae. The record is from the annotation of a GenBank genome assembly.
AUGGAAGGUCGUCCGGAUGAAUCAUUUGGAGAAUGUUUCCGGCGGAUGCUGAUCUCACCGGUUCUCACCGAUAAAUCGCUUUCAGAUCGGAGCGGGCGUGCGCGCGCGGACGAACGCCGGUGUGGACCGUUUCGCGAGUGUCAGGACGACCUUGAAAGUUCGUACGAACUGUCGGAGGAGGCGAGGGACUCUGUUGGUGUGUCUGUUCGUUGCGGAUGCGGAUCGUACGCGGAUCGUGCUUGUGUCACCGGGUUCGCCAAGUUGCAGCGGAAAGUAUUGGUGCUUGUUAGAGGGAGCAAGGAAACCGUUUCCAACAUCGUGCCCAGGAUGGCCGCUAUCUUCGUCGUCGUGUGCCUCCUGCUGCUGGACACUCGGCCAACGUUUGCUGCCAACAAUGGCGACGUGGCAACCGUUGGCUGGAUCAUCAUUGCUCUCGCAGACCGCUGCUGUCCGAUCGCAGUUUACCUAUAUCGUAAACUUCAUCACGAUCGACGUAGAUACAAAUGGCCCGCCGUAUAUUCCAUCUCUCCUCAUCCUAUCCACGCUGCGAUCCGUCUAUUUGAACGACGAUUUAAACGCGCACGAUUCGAUCAACGCGUAAUCGCGGAUUUCAUUUUGGCUACGUUAAAUCAGGAAGCCGACAGGGGCGUAAAGUGUUGCCGGAAAUUAUAGCGUGUCCAAAUAAAACGCGCCAGUGGGCGUGGGCGUUUCAUCGGUGGGAAAUAAAUAUCUCGCGAUAUCGCGGCCGGAUCGAUGCUGAUAAAAACAAAGUAGCUCCCAUCCCCGCUAAUCAACUCUUUCUUUUUUUUUUCUCCCUCCCUUUCUCUUUCCCGCGAAAAUCAAACUGGAAUUCGGCGAACGCGUGCGCUCCGCAAAAUUUCCAUCGGCGGAUAUUAGUUAAAUCGUGAUUUUCGGGCGAACGUGUACUGGCCGCGAAAUAACACCGAUUUUUAAUCGUUUUUUUUUUUUAAAUUCUUAAAUUUAUUUCGGAAUAAUUCCUUUGAAGUUCGUUUAGGAUGUUGGAAUCGUAAAAUCGAGUGAAAGAUUUGUUCUUUCCGUGGAGAUUUGUUGAAUUACGAGUAUCGCGAUGUGAUAGAUCUAUCUUCGUUGAUUUGCGGAUUUUUGUACCAUUUGGUGGUUGAAGAAGCAUUUCUGGUCAGUCAAGUUAUUAUAUUAUUGUACAAUUAUUAUAUAGUGUGUCAAAUAAUGUAUUAUAUUUAUAUAUAUUGUACAGGAUCACGUUGGAGUAUGUCAUUUGA